This is a messenger RNA of Closterium sp. NIES-65, 2616 nucleotides long. Lineage: Eukaryota; Viridiplantae; Streptophyta; Zygnematophyceae; Desmidiales; Closteriaceae. The record is from the annotation of a GenBank genome assembly.
AUGGCGAAGUCGAAGACGAUCCUUGUGCUGAACGCAGGGAGCUCGUCUCUCAAGUACGCGCUGUACGAAUUCGCGGAUGCGCUGAAGGCGAAGCUGGCGGUGUCGGGUCUGGUGGAGCAGAUCGGCACUCCCAAGGGCGUCAUCACGCACAAGGCCCUCGCCACCAACCAGACCGUCCAUGAGAAAGCGGUGUUCAGCGACCACAAGGAGGCCAUGUCGCACGCGCUGAAGCUGAUGGGGAUCAGCAAGGGCAGCAGCGCCGUGACGGCAGUGGGGCACAGAGCGGUGCACGGCGGUGAGGAGAUCAACAAGUCGUGCAUCAUCACGGAGCACGUGAAGGACGUGCUCAAGAAGUUCACGCCGCUCGCCCCUUUGCACAACCCUCCCAACCUCCAGGGCAUGGCGGUGGCGCAGGAGCUGCUGGACUGUCCGCAGGUGGCGGUGUUUGACACGGCGUUCCACAGCACCAUCCCGCCGCACGCCUACACGUACGCCCUGCCCUACCGCCUCUACAAGGAGCUGGGCGUGCGGCGCUACGGUUUUCAUGGCACCAGCUACAUGUACCUGCUCAGGGAGACGGCGAGGCAGCUGGGGAAGAAGGAGAGCGAGAUGAACAUGAUCACGCUGCACCUGGGCGCCGGUGCAAGUAUGGCGUGCAUCAAGGAGGGCAAGUGCAUCGACACAACCAUGGGAGUAACCCCCCUGGAAGGCCUCGUGAUGGCCACUCGGUGCGGUGACAUCGACCCAGCCAUCCCCAAGAUCCUCUCAGACCUCCAAGGCCUCUCCCCUGCUCAAAUCGACUCUCUCCUCAACAAGGAGUCCGGCCUGGUGGGCAUCUGUGGAGACAAGGACAUGAAAGCAGUCGUAGACCGCACCGAGGUUGCUGAAGCUGCAUGCAUACCUGCAGGGGAUGACCUGGAAGGGGGCGGCCGGCACCGGCUUGCUCUGGAGGUGUUUGUUCAUCGCGUGAGGAAGUAUCUGGGAGCGUAUUUGGUCCAGCUGGGAGGGAAGGUGGACGCUAUUGUGUUCAGUGCAGGGAUUGGGGAGAGAUCGGCGCCAGUGCGGGCGCGGGUGUGUGCGGGAUUGGAGGCGUUUGGGAUUGAGGUGGAUAAGGCGCGGAAUGAGGAGGGGAACAAGGGAGCACGAGAGAUUUCUGUGGCAGGGGCGAAGAUAAAGGUGAUGGUCGUGCCGACUGAUGAGGAGCUGUGCAUUGCGCAGGAAACCCUGCGUGUGGUUGGGCGCCACGUGGAGCUCCGUGGUUGGGUGCGGACGGUGCGCUCUCAGAAGGCCUUCUCUUUCAUUGAGCUCAAUGACGGUUCCUCCCUUUCAGGCAUUCAGGUGGUGGCCACACCUGAGGUUGAAGGCUAUCAGGAGGUGGAGGGGGGUGGCAUCACCACAGGGGCAGCGGUGUCAGUGGAGGGAGAGGUGGUGGAGAGUCAGGGCAAGGGCCAGAAGAUUGAGAUCAAGGCUAAAAGACUCACGCUAGUGGGCGGCAGUGAUGGCAGCACGUACCCCCUGCAAAAGAAACGGCACUCCUUGGAGUAUCUUCGCACCAUAGCUCACCUGAGACCUCGCACCAACACCAUUGGCGCUGUGUCCCGGGUGCGCAGUGCCUUGGCACAGGCAUCGCACCGCUUCUUCCAGUCGCACGGAUUCGUGUGGGUGGCAUCGCCCAUCAUCACUGCCUCUGACUGUGAAGGGGCGGGCGACCAGUUCCGAGUCACCACGCUGAUACCAGGCACCCCUGAUGCAUCCACGCCAGUGAAGGCCAUCCCCACCAACAAGGACGGAUCCGUGGACUGGUCUCAGGAUUUCUUCAAGCGCCCGGCGUACCUCACAGUGUCGGGGCAGCUGAAUGCGGAGAUCUAUGCCUGCGCCCUGCACGAUGUGUACACGUUCGGUCCCACCUUCCGAGCAGAGAACUCCAACACCUCGCGCCACCUCGCCGAGUUCUGGAUGAUCGAGCCUGAGCUGGCAUUUGCUGACCUGGCAGAUGACAUGGCAUGCGCCACGGCAUACCUCAAGUACAUUCUCCAAGAAGCCAUGAGCGAGUGUGCGGAGGACUUCAGAUUCUUUGACAAGUUUGUCGAGCCGGGGAUCAUCCAACGGCUCACGUCGGUGGUGGAGAGUGAGUUUGAGCAUGUGCCCUACACAGAUGCCAUCAGCAUUCUCAAGAAGGCUAAGACCAAGUUUGACUACCCGGUGGAGUGGGGCAUUGACCUGCAGAGCGAGCACGAGAGGUACCUCACAGAGAAGGCCUUCAAGAACCGUCCCAUCAUUGUCACUGACUACCCCAAGGACAUCAAGGCAUUCUACAUGCGACUCAAUGACGAUGGCAAGACGGUUGCAGCCAUGGAUGUGCUCGUGCCGCGGGUGGGGGAGUUGAUAGGCGGCAGUCAGAGGGAGGAGCGGCUGGAGGUGCUGGAGGGGCGCAUGAGGGAUGUGGGGCUCGACCCGCAGGCCUACUGGUGGUACCUCGACCUCCGCCGAUACGGCUCAGUCCCCCAUGCGGGGUUCGGGCUGGGCUUUGAGCGGCUGGUGCAGUUUGCAACGGGCGUUGAGAACAUCCGCGAUGCCAUCCCCUUCCCUCGCGUGCCUGGAUCCGCUGACUUUUGA